AUGUCCAGGGGGGAACCCAAACCGUCCGAGGGGGGUUACAGUUAUUCCAUAGGGUCCCUGGGAAGCUCCCGUAGUCUAGGCCGACACACCACCGCAUACGGCCAGGAGGUAGAGCUGGGGGGGUACGGGGGUUCCUACUGCUCCACUCUGUACGGCAGCGGGGGUGGAGGAGGGAUGUAUGGGGGACUGGGGCACGGAGGGGUCAGGGUCAGAGGUCAUGGUAGUAGUACUGCUGAUUGGCAGAUGGACAGCGUGAUCGAACAGAUUGAGAAGCAAAUGGCGGCGGUGCUGGAGAAGAUCGAGGGGGACAUGCCCUCUCUCCUGGAACAGAUCAGUGACUGCCCCCCGCCUCCCGAACCCCCACGCAGCACACACACCUCCCCUUCCUCACGUUCCCGCUCCUCCCAACACCAACCAUCUCACUCCUCCACCUCCUCCCGCACCUCCACUGCUACACCCCCACCCCUCCCCACAUCCCCCAGACCACCUCUUCCCUCCCUCCCCCACCUCACCAUCCCCCCUCCAUCUUACCCGCCUCCUUCCUUGCCCACCCGCUCCCCUGGUCAGCCAAUCGGUGAGCACAAGGAGAGAGACAGACAGAGGGGAGCAAUCCAAUCCCCAUCCCUGAGGCCAGGGAAGGGCCUAUGAGGUGGGCAGGAUGGGGUUUGGGGUUGUUAUGACGUUCCAAUAUCCCCACUAGAACACCUCGUUGAUUCUAGAAUGUCUAAGUUGUAUGCCAGUGGAUAUUGAACACUAGAACACCUCGUUGAUUCUAGAAUGUCUAAGUUGUAUGCCAGUGGAUAUUGAACACUAGAACACCUCGUUGAUUCUAGAAUGUCUAAGUUGUAUGCCAGUGGAUAUUAAACACUAGAACACCUCGUUGAUUCUAGAAUGUCUAAGUUGUAUGCCAGUGGAUAUUGGAACAGAGCAACAGAUGGGUUAUCCAAUCGAACGAGCGUUCAUACUAGACACACUACACCAGAAACAUGACAUACGGAUUGUUCAAUUAAAUUGAAGGAUCAGAAAUUACAUUUAAUUGAAAUGAAUCUCCUGUAUUGAUUGGAUUUAAAUGGAAUUGAUCCCACCCCUGAUUCACUUUCUCAUAGUUCAGUAAUCUCAGUCUUGCGUAAUUGGUCAGAUGCUCUAUGUAAUUCUGGGUCCACAAGUGUUAAGAGAUCCACUCUCUCUCUUUGCAAGUUAUGGGCAAGUCUAUGUCCCUAUAUGUACCCUUCUCUUACGGGCAAGUCUAUGUCCCUAUAUGUACCCUUCUCUUACGGACAAGUCUAUGGCCCUAUAUGUACCCUCCUCUUACUGGCAAGUCUAUGGCCCUAUAUGUACCCUCCUCUUACGGGGAAGUCUAUGGCCCUAUAUGUACCUUCCUCUUACAAAAUUUGAAAGAUACUAACACCUGCAAAAGAUUUGUCCAAAGCACAGGAACGAAUUCUACUCAUUAUUUCAUGCAUCCCGUUGUAUCAUCAUGACAGAUCUACGGUACCAUUUGUUUACGUAAAGAUGUUGGAUCUUAACUUGAUCU
Salmo salar (Atlantic salmon) is the source of this 1534-nucleotide messenger RNA. The record is from RefSeq and is a predicted model, not a curated record. Lineage: Eukaryota; Metazoa; Chordata; Actinopteri; Salmoniformes; Salmonidae.